Myripristis murdjan (pinecone soldierfish) is the source of this 1710-nucleotide messenger RNA. Its product is annotated as phospholipase A2 inhibitor CNF-like. The transcript has 5 exons. The record is from RefSeq and is a predicted model, not a curated record. The coding region runs from base 101 to 682 and encodes 193 amino acids. Lineage: Eukaryota; Metazoa; Chordata; Actinopteri; Holocentriformes; Holocentridae.
CAUAUUUCCACCUAACUGCCAUAUUUCUUAAAAGCAGGCUCAGAAUUUGAGGUGUGUAAUCUUUAUCUAGAACCAAAUAUCUGCUCACUUGCUCUUUACAAUGAAGUUCUUGUUGUCUCUCGGUAUCAUCUGGACUCUCCUCAACACAGCUGAAGCACUUGAUUGUCUGAUGUGCAGGGAUUUUCCUCAGUGCGAAGAUACAUUUUCAGGCAACUGUUCCUCCGAUGAGCUAUGUGCUACAGCUGCCAUCAGAUUACAGCAGAUGGGAAGUUCUCUAUCGGUCAUCCGCAAGACAUGUGUGUCACCCUCGUUGUGCGAUGUUGGAAAUGGGACAUUUUCAGGAAGCUUGGGUUUCAUGAGAGUAGUUGGCUCUGUUCAAUGUUGCGACACAGAUAACUGCAACUCUCAAACUCUGCCUAUCCCUGCUGACCAAGAGAGUAACGGCUUUGAGUGUUACUCCUGUGACAGCUCCACAUGCAGACACAAAAUUCAGUGUGUUGGGGUGGAGGACCGCUGCUUUAAUGGAAAUGUGACCCAUUGGAACACUUGGGCCCCUACCGUCCAUGUCUUUGGCUGUGCAUCCUCAAACCUGUGUGUAGCUUUUUCUCACCUGUCUUCUGCGUCUCUGCCUGGCUUUGACUUAAAUGGACCAAACUGCUGUGAGGGCAAACUCUGUAACUGAGUCCUGAUGACCAGGCUGAGUGUUUUCCCUCUGUUGCUCGGACUCAUUUCCCUGAUUUUCAUCUAUUAGAACACAGGGUAGGACAUACACAGAUACUGGUGUUAUCAUACAAAAAUGUAGGAUACAUGUUAUCAGGUUAAAAUAAAGAAAAAUUAAAAAAAAAAAAAAAAAAAAAAAAAAAGUGCACUUUAGCAGAGUGCAGAUCUCCACCAGGUGUAUCUCCCCUUUUCUGGACUAUAGGCUAACCUAUGUUCUGAGCAAAACUCAGGAGGGACUCAGCAGCCAAUUGUACUGUCAAGUGCUUUGCUAAUCACAAAUUAAAUUACUGCAUGAUUUAAAAAUAAUAGAGUACAGUGCAAAAAAUUAUAUAUUGUAAAAAUCCCAAAGCCUCUCAUGUUUACCUGUUUAUUGCUCUCUCUGUAUGUUGCAUUUUAUUACACACUUAGCAGAAACAUAAUGAUGAUAAUUACCCAGACAAAAGACAUUCACUAGUCUAAUGAAACUGUAUGACAGGAUUUCAGAUCAAUCGUGAGCUGCACAUUUUGCUGUCACUGUUGUGCAUGCCUUCCUAAAUGAUUAAAUAAAUAAAAAAAAUUGUCUGUAGAUCACAGCGUUUCCUGGUUUGUCUGCAGUAUCUCAUUUUGAAAUGAUUUGUUGGGAUUUUGAUGCAGUCUCACCUGAAAAGGACACACACUUAGAAGCACAGUAAAAAUGUGAGUGACCCAGUGAUGAUGAGUUUCAUCUAUAAAGCACAGGCCUACAAAUGAUGUACAACCAAGAAGGCUUGCACGCACAAUUUGUUUUUGUUUUGGGGUUUAAAUAAUUAUCAAGCUGUGUUGGAAGGGAGGAGAUACUACUGAAACAAAGAAAGUGAAAAAUGAAAGCACCGUGCAGGAGGUGUGCUUGAAAGUUCUGACAGCUCUGUGGAAACCACAGGCUUUCAUAUCAUGAUUGUACAUUUUCUAAUGUAAGGCUGUACUGAAGAAACCACCAUUUCUUGUUUGUUUGAUUUCACCAGCCCAUGUGUC